Molecule: messenger RNA, 3312 nt
Organism: Eimeria tenella
Lineage: Eukaryota; Apicomplexa; Conoidasida; Eucoccidiorida; Eimeriidae
Exons: 8
Coding region: 1-3312 (1103 amino acids)
Source: RefSeq, a predicted model, not a curated record
AUGGAGCUUCAAGAGGUGCUGCUGCACGACGCCGUCGCUGCCCUGCUACAGGAGCACGCACAGGAGUUUGCUGCUGACAGCAGCAGCAGCAGCAGCAGCAGCAGCAACGGGGAGGGCUGCAACUGUUCACACUGCAAGGCCGCAGCAGCAGCAACAGCAAAAGUUCGGGGGCAGCUGGGCAGGUGCCAAGUGGCGGUCCUUGCGGGCGUCAUUGAGGAUGCAGCAGCAGCAGAUGCAGCAGCAGCAAAGCAGAAGCCGCAGCAGCAGAAGCAGCAGCAGCAGAAGCAGCAGCAGCGGGGCAAAAGGGCCACAAUAGUAGCGUGCUUCAAGCUUCGGGAGUUCUCUGAAGCAGUUGAGGCAGAGAUUCAGCAGCAGCAGAAGCAGCAGCAAAAUAAAAAGCAGCAGCAGCAACCCUUGCUGCAGCGUCUUGCUGCUGCAGCAGCAACUCACCGCGAAUUGCUGCUCCGCGAUUUGCGCAGCGUGAGGGCAGCGCUGCCCCUUGGAGCUGACAUUUUGGGUGUAUGGUCACCGCUGCUGCAGCAGCAGGAGCAGCAGCAGGAGGCGGAGAAGCAGCAGCAGCAGCAGCCGCAGGAAGAGAAGGGGAAGCAGCAGCAGCAGCCGCAGGAGAAGCAGAAGCAGCAACAGCAACAGUCGCAGAAGGAGGGGGAGCAGCAGCAACAGCAGCCACAGGAAGGGAAGGAGCAGCAGCAGCAGCAGCAGCAGCAGACGAAUCAGGAGCAGAAGCAGGAGAAUGGGCAGAGUGGUGAGGAGCAGCAGCAGCAGCAGAUGCUCGCGCUGCUGCAGCAGUUUGCUGCUGCGCUGAACGAGGCUUUUGUAGAAGACGCAGAUGGGGAAGCAGACUGUGAUAUCCCGGACUUCAGCAGCAGCAGCAGCAGCAGCAGCAGCAGCUUGCGGAAUGACCGAAUCGCCCUGGCACUUCUUCCUUCCGACCAGCGGCAGCAACAGCAGCAGCAGCAGCAGCAGCAGCAGAAGCAGACGGAGGAGGAGAAGCUGGCUGAGUCUUUCAAGGCGUUUGUCGUCUCAAGCCAAGAUACCUCAGCAGCAGCAGCAGCAGCAGCGACAGCAGCAGCAGCAGCAGCAGCAGAUGCGGCGCUGAGAGUUGUAGUCAAAGACGUGCGGCUGCUGUGGCAGCAAAGCAAAGAGUGGCUUCUGCUGCAGUCCCGGCUGCCUCUCGAGCUGCUGCUGUCUUCAGCAGCAGUAGGCGAGGUGCUGCAGCAGCAGCACGCCGCAGCCUGCUGCUGCAGUAGGGGCCUGCUGCUGCCCCUGCUCACUCCGCCAGCUGCUGAAGAGCUGCUGCAGCAGCUGCAGCUGCAGACGCAGCUGCUGCUGCAGCAGCAAGGCCUCUUUUUCUGCCUUCCAGACGGAUCCUGGGUGUCUCCCACUGCAGCAAACAGCAGCAGCAGCAGCAGCAGCACGCUGGCUGCGGCACUUUCUGCUGCGAAGAAAGCUGGAAGGCAGCAGCAGGGGCUAGCCAGCAGCAGCAGCAGCAUCAGCAGCAGCGCUGAAGCAAUGACCGGAUGUCUCGAAUUUGCUGCGCAAAGCGCGCUGCAGUCCCCCCAGCAGCAGCAGCAGCAGCAGCAGCAGCAGAUGGAGGGGUUGCUGCUGCAGGUGCCUGUGUGUCGCCGCCUCGGCAGCGGCGCAGCAGCAGCUGUAGGCUCCCACAUUUUAUGUGCUGCUGCUGCUGCUGGGGUUUCUGCUGCAGCAGCAGACAGUGAAGGCAGCGUUUUGGGUCCUGCUGCUGCAGCGCUUUUCCCUGGAUCAGCAGCUCGUAAGGUGCUGCAGGCAGAGAAGCAGCAGCAGCAGCAAGACGUGCUGCAGCAGACGCUUGCUGCGCAGCGCGCAGCAGCAGCAGCAACAGCAGGGAAGAGCAGAAGCUGCUGCCUGCUGCAGUGCGAUGUGCUGGUGUUGCUGCGGAGAGACACUCAGCAGCAAGCAGCAGCGGAAUUGCUGCUUGCUGCGCUGCUGCAGCAGCUGCGCUUCCUGGGCGCGUCUUUCUCGCUGAUGGCAGCAGCAGCAGCAACAGAAGCAGCAGCACCUGCUGCUGAUGCUGCGCAGCCAAAGCUGCGGAAAGGGCCGUAUGGAGCCCAGCCUUUCCUGCUGCACUCUUUGCUGCUGCCAGAUAAUUUGUCGCUGCAGUUCUCCGUCUCUUUUGCUGCAUUCCUGCUGCAGCACUUUGCUGUGCCUGUUGCUGUCUGCAGCACAGAGCAGCCUAUUCUUCGAGCCUCGUGGCUAGACUUCUGCUGCAUGCGGAAGCUGCUGCCUUCAUUUGUUGCACACUGCGCGCUGCACUGCAGCGGCAGCAGUAGCAGCAGCAGCAGCAGCAGCAGCAAACUUAUUUCGGAUGGAGUGGAUGACAAAGGGUGGGGUUGUUGUUACUGUUCGCUGCGCUCCGUUUGCUCCUGGUUCUUGCGGCAGGGCUUCACAGAAAAGGAAGUGCCGACUCACUGGGACAUUCAGACGCUCCUAAAGAGAGCCGAUGAGGCCUUUAAGGACCACCAGGUGGGCACUCCGCGCUGGAUCGGCACUGUGGAGGCGCACUUCGUGCUGGGCAUUCUCUUUGGCUGCGGCAGCCGCAUUUUGCAUCUGCAGCAAAUGGAAGACUUGGAAGACCAUUUGGGACUUUUGCUGCAGCACUUCCAGCAGCAGCAAACCCCAGUCGUCAUGGGCGUCGGCCAGUUCGCCUUUUUGCUGCUCGGAGUCGCCCAGGACCUCGACACCGGUCCGCGACCUGCUGCUGCUGCUGCUGCUGCUGCUGCUCAUGUUGCUGCUGCGGAGGAGGAGGAGGUUGCUGCUGCUGCUGCUCAUGUUGCUGCGGAGGAGGAGGAGGAAGAGGCUGCUGCUGCUGCUACGGCUGCGGAGGUUGUUGCUGCUGCUGCGGAGGUUGCUACUGCUGCUGCUGAUGUUGCUGAAGUUGCUGCUGCUGCUGCUGCUGCUGCUGAGGUCGCUGCUCCUGCUGUCGCAGUUGUUCAGAUUUUUGCCGCAGCUGCAACAGUUGCUGCUGCUGAUCUGCAGUGCCUUAUUCUCAUUUUGGGCGGCUUCUUACUUAAUAAUGGACCCGCACUAUUUCGGGCCAGAAGAGCCCAAAGCCAUUUUGGACAAGGGCUGGGUGGCGUGGCAGAAGAUAGAUUUCCUUACAAGAGCAGCAGAAGCGUGUGGGGUUGCUGCGACAAGGGCGCACAGACACCGCAGCAGCAGCAGCAGCAGCAAAUGCAGCAACAGCAGCAGAUGCAGCAACAGCAGCAGCCGCAGGCUGCUGCAGCUUCUUGCCUGAGCUGCAUCUCGAAACCCUAA